AUGGCUACUGCGUCUUCAAGUCGCACAGCUCCUGCACCGGCAGAAAAGCCCGAAAAGUUUUCCGGCGUGGACUUUAAGUGUUGCAUCAUGAAAACAUCACGAGAGUUGUGGAUUGCUCUUGAAAAGAAGUACAAAACUGAAGAUACUGGACUUAAGAAGUUUGUGGCCGCCAAAUUUCUAGAUUUUAAAAUGGUUGACGGCAAAUCUGUAAUAAUGCAAGUCCAAGAAAUGCAAGUGAUUGUUCAUGACCUCCUUGUUGAAGAAAAGCUGCCUUCGCCGUGGAUGGACUUUAAGAAUUACUUGAAACAUAAGCGCAAGGAGAUGACGCUUGAAGACCUUAUUGUUUGUCUACGGAUUGAAGAGGACAACAAGGCUGCAGAGAAGAAGUCCCGCGUUGGACAUAAGGUUGUGGACUGCCGUGCACCGAAGAAGGACAAGAAGAAGAUUCAAGCAAACAUGGUUGAAAAGAAUGAUGAAAUGGAGGACUUAUGUGCCAUGGUAUCUGAAUGCAGCUUGGUAGGAAAUCUCAAGGAGUGGUGGAUUGAUUUUGGAGCCACUCUUCAUAUUUGUGCUAACAAAGAGUUAUUUGCCUCUUAUGUUCCAGCAUGGCCCGACGAGACUAUCUUUAUGGGAAACUCGGCAAUAGAAAAAAUUGAAGAAGUUGGACAUAUAUCUUUGAAGAUGACUUCGGGCAAAGUUGUGACUCUAAAUAGUAUUCUCCAUGUUCCUGAAAUUCACAAGAAUUUGGUCUCUGCUGAACUUCAUAUCAAGAAUGGAUUUAAGUGA
This is a messenger RNA of Nicotiana attenuata, 786 nucleotides long. RefSeq lists its product as uncharacterized. Bases 1 to 786 code for a protein of 261 amino acids. The transcript is spliced from 4 exons. The record is from RefSeq and is a predicted model, not a curated record. NCBI's taxonomy places the organism in Eukaryota, Viridiplantae, Streptophyta, Magnoliopsida, Solanales, Solanaceae.